Alosa alosa (allis shad) is the source of this 1521-nucleotide messenger RNA. It is a transcript of the gene golga7ba, whose product is annotated as golgin A7 family, member Ba. The record is from RefSeq and is a predicted model, not a curated record. NCBI's taxonomy places the organism in Eukaryota, Metazoa, Chordata, Actinopteri, Clupeiformes, Clupeidae. Bases 111 to 635 code for a protein of 174 amino acids. Gene Ontology annotation, cellular component: palmitoyltransferase complex. Gene Ontology annotation, biological process: protein targeting to membrane; peptidyl-L-cysteine S-palmitoylation. The transcript has 6 exons.
AGAGGCAAUCCUCGCGCCACUAAGCCCUUUGGUGAAAGCAGUUACCGGCGUAUUGUGAUUGCCAUCAAUCUGGCCGGUAAUCCACCAACAACGCCGUACGGAGGUCAGGGAUGCUUUCAGGACCGCGGACAGCAGCUGACAGAUCAAAACUCCCAUUCUGUCACGAGUCUUUUCAUAAUCUGCAGGAGCUGAGACAUAGCGCCUCACUGGCCAACAAGGUGUUCAUCCAGAGAGACUACACUGAAGGUACCAUAUGCAAGUUCCAGACCAAGUUCCCAUCUGAGCUGGAGAGCAGGAUCGAGAGAACUCUGUUUGAAGAUACUGUGAAGACGCUGAAUAACUACUAUGCGGAAGCAGAGAAGAUCGGAGGGCAGUCAUACCUGGAAGGCUGCUUGGCUUGCACCACUGCCUACCUCAUCUUUCUGUGCAUGGAGACAAGAUACGAGAAAGUUCUGAAGAAGAUCUCCCGCUACAUCCAGGAGCAGAACGAGAAGAUCUAUGCCCCUCGAGGCCUCCUUAUCACAGACCCCAUUGAGAGGGGCAUGAGAGUUAUUGAGAUUUCCAUCUAUGAGGACCGCGGCUCCAGCGGCUCCAGCUCUGGCAGCAGCUCCACCACCUGCAGCAGUGGCCGAUGACCGCUGCCUCCGAGAGCUACUUCAUGGGCCCCACCUAAAACACUACUCCUCACCUGCUUACUUUUAUUUUACUUAGACACACACACACACACACACACACACACACACAUACACACAUACACGUACGCACAAUGCACACACAUGCAGCAUACACAAGUACACCCACAUACUCUCUCAUUGGGCCUGCAACCUUUUGUGCCAGACACCACCAUAUAUCAUCGAUGUGAAUGGAUGUCAGAUCCUGAGAUGGAUCUCACCGCACUGCACCACACCACAGCCAAACCAGAAGAGGCUCAUUCAGCCAGGCCUUUAACCUGAACAACCAUCCUGAGAUGACCAAACUGGACCUUUGAUUACACCUAAACUGCCUGAAAAUAGAAGUGUAGGGUAGCAAAGCCACCCAUGUCCACAGAACAUCACAAACUAUGGGAGCAUUAAUGACAGGGCGUAGCUUCAGUUUGUGCCACAGAACAGUGCAACCUCUCUGAAGUUGCUCACUAGUGAAAUGAGCCGCUAGACUUCGCACUAUGGACCAAGUUUACAUAGACCUCUAUUGUUCUUUUAUGCAAAAUAACACAUGGCAUUGAUGUAGCAACGGUUGGAAACUAGAGGAAUUGAAGUAAGUCUUCCACAGGACAAUAGAUGGUUCCCAAUGUUAUUUUCCGCUCUGUUCAACUUCUGUUUGUACUCAGUGCUCAUCAGAUUUCCAAAGAACCAUUCAUAACUGCCAUGAACCCAGCCUCCUUGGUAGACAGUGUUUUUUAAGCCUUUUUUCAUAUUAUGCAAAUGUGUGAAUUGUAUUUCUUUAAAGUGCUAUCACUGAAAUAGCGUUUUGCUGCAUUGAUGAUCUAGUAAAGAUGACACAAACAGUCACUUGCCUAGCUGA